CCCCCAAAUCAAAACAAAGGAAAUUUUCAGUGAUUAGCUCGCCAGUCGUCAUCAAAUUUGUGAAAGUCGUCAUUCUGCCUUCAGCAGAAAAUCGUUGGAAAAUCCAGGAAAUUGCAAAUUUUCAUCUCCCUAUCGGUAAAGUAAUUCCAAACCAAUAUGGGCAAGAUAUUCCUCGACCACAUUGGCGGGCAGAAGCUGUACUCGUGCGCGGCUUGCGAAACCAAUCUGACCAACAAACGGGAACUGAUCAGCACCAGAUUUACGGGGGCCACUGGGAGGGCCUACCUGUUCAAACGGGUCGUCAAUUUGACCUACUCUCCGGUGCAGGAUCGGGUCAUGCUCACCGGACGGCACAUGGUUCGGGACGUGAUGUGCAAGAACUGCAAGGCCAAACUCGGAUGGAUGUACGAAUUUGCCACCGAGGAAUCUCAGAAAUACAAGGAAGGUCGGGUGAUUUUGGAGCACGCUUUGAUUACCGAAUCGGAGGGUUUCCCGGAGGCGUGACCUUUUCUGUUCGACCCAGUCGAAUUCUAAAAAUCUAAAUUUAAAAUGAUACAGAACUGCUGAUUAAAUUAUCAUCAUAGGUUAAGUGACUUUCGGCGUAUGAUUGAUUAUAAGAAUUUCGAUA
Aedes aegypti (yellow fever mosquito) is the source of this 628-nucleotide messenger RNA. RefSeq names its product protein yippee (gene Yippee). The transcript is spliced from 2 exons. Bases 157 to 504 code for a protein of 115 amino acids. The record is from RefSeq and is a predicted model, not a curated record. NCBI's taxonomy places the organism in Eukaryota, Metazoa, Arthropoda, Insecta, Diptera, Culicidae.